UAUAAGCCAUAGUACAACGCUAAAACGAUAUUGGUGGUAUCAUUAUAUUUAGAUUUGUUUUGUUUUUUAAAUUAAACAAUCUGCGAUGCUAUUUGAUGUAAAACGUUAAAGAGUAACAGUAUAUCUAAAACAUGUAUAAAGCUCUAUAAAAUUUACGUUAUAAUCUAAUAGAACUGUGUAAAUUACUUCAUUUACUUUUUAUUUAUAAAUUUAAGAGAAAGUAGCCAAAAGAAAUGGGUUGUUACUUGAAUGAAAUGUAUUUCUUUUUGUUAUAAUUCUUAAAGUUACUCGCUUAAAUCGACGCGUUAGUGAGAAUAUACAUUAUAUCAAUGGAUCAUAAAAAUGAUAUUAAAACCAAUUUGCUGUGUACAGCAUGUCUCUGUGUUGGUAGAUCUAUACAUGAAGUUAAAGAUGAAAAAUUAAAAAAAUAUUAUAUGGAUAUACUGAACGAGAUACAACUCAAUGAUAUACAAACUGUGGUUCCAAUAAUUUGUUGGGAGUGUGAUGCAGUUCUGAAGAAAGUGUUAUCAUUCAGAGAACAAGUCAAGGACUCUUAUAGGAUAUUACAAACUUAUACCGAGAAUCUCAACGAAUUUUUACUGAGUGAUGUCUCUCGUACACCAAGGUUGAAGGUCCACGUCAACGACCCAGUAUCCAUAGCUCCUAAUAACGAUGUCAAGCUAGUUAAAGUAGAGAGGUGUGAAGGUAUAAAUAAGUAUGAAAUAGAAAAUGGUGACGUCACAACCGACGUAUCGGAUACGGAACCAGAGAUGGCAAUACAAACGGUGCUCUGUGAUGUUGUAAUGGAUAGAAAGAAAAAGAAGAACGUUACAAGAACGAAUAAAUCGCGACAGAGAACCAAUGCGCGUUUCCAGAAAGAUCCUGUCGCAAUCGAACUGCGAGCGGAUUUGAAAGAAGUGAAAAUUGAAUGGAAGAACGAUUCGGGAAAAAAUUCAAACGAUAUUAGUGAAAAUUCGACAUUAAGUUUAGGUGAUAAAAAUGAGCCGGACCUACAUACAAGUAAUGGAAUGAAAACUCAAAUAAAGAAAAGAAACUCAUUAAACAAAAGUUCAACAAUGCAACCCGAGUUGAAAGUUGAAAAUGAAUUUUUGAGGAUUGAUGAUUUAAAAAUGGAAAUGGACACAGACGACAUUUCGAUGGACGGUUCCCGCAAUUCAGAUAUUGAUGUACAUGAUUUGGAUAAAGAGAUUAAAUCUUUAUUAAGUGAAGUCGCUGAUAAAGACGAAGGUUCGUCCGCAAAGAAACCGAAAAAGACUAAAAAGAAGUUCAUAACCGUCGAUCUCACUUACGACGAAAUGCAAACGGAGAGAUCACGUAUCGCGAACAGAGAGAGCUUCGUACGCGCACAGUACAAGUGUGAAACGUGCCUUAUUCUGUUCAACUGUGCAUCAUCACAAAGGGCUCAUCAUUCGAAGAAACAUGAGAUUCCCGGGAAUUAUAUAUGUUCAAUAUGUAAAACGAUUAUAUCAACAGUGGAGGCGUUCACAGCGCACUACAGGAGGCAUACCAAGAGGUACGAAUGUUCGGUGUGUAAGAAACGCUCAUCAGACUUGAAGGCGAUGUACCAGCAUCUCUACAAGAGACACGAGAUCUCUCUGAAGAAAUACAAGUGUAACAUAUGUGGGAUGAUUUCCAAGUCUAUAGAUAGUCAUAGGAUCCAUGGCGACACGCACAAGGCUCGUGUGCCGUGUUCGCAGUGCGACAAGACCUUCAGCCAUCGAGCUGGACUCAUGAAUCAUCGCCUCACGGUGCACGAAUCACAGAACGAGUUCCCCUGCACGGUGUGCAAUAAAGUAUUCAGAUGGAAAACGAGCCUGAAGCGGCAUUUGGAGAAGCAUGACACGCAGAAUAAAGACAGCAGUCCAUCGAAGAGGGCGUACUGCGCGUCCUGCGAAAUCGCCUUUUCGUCUGUCUGUUCGUUACAGCGUCACCUCAGGAACAGCCUGAAGCACGUAACGCACGAUCAGCUCAAGUUCAUCUGCGACCACUGUAACAUGAGGUUCGCUGACAAGACGAAGCUGAGGGAUCAUAUAGAAGAGAAACACCUCCAUAGGACCUUCCAAUGCCCGAUAUGUUACAAGCCGAGUAAAAAUCGUGUCGGUCUCGAGCAACACGUCCGCGCCGUGCACAAGGGGAGGCCGAAUAACCGGAUGUGUCACCAUUGCGGGAAGGGAUUUCCGACGAAAGUUCAGCUCGAGUCCCACAUCCGGACGCACACGGGCGAGCGGCCCUACAUGUGCGAGUUCUGUCCGACGACAUUCUCGCAACAGUCCAACUUGUACAAGCAUCAUCGACAGGUACAUUUAAAUAUUAAAUCUAAGAGGUACCUCUGCAAGAAAAUGAAGAUCGGGAAUCAAACUGGUGAUCCUCAGCAGUCAUUCUUGCCGGUCAUGCAAUAUUUGCCAGAGAAUGGCUUUAGUUUAUGAUUAUAUAAAUAAAUAUUUAUAU
Molecule: messenger RNA, 2469 nt
Organism: Nymphalis io (European peacock)
Lineage: Eukaryota; Metazoa; Arthropoda; Insecta; Lepidoptera; Nymphalidae
Product: PR domain zinc finger protein 5-like
Exons: 18
Coding region: 330-2447 (705 amino acids)
Biological process (GO): regulation of transcription by RNA polymerase II
Cellular component (GO): nucleus
Molecular function (GO): RNA polymerase II transcription regulatory region sequence-specific DNA binding; DNA-binding transcription factor activity, RNA polymerase II-specific
Source: RefSeq, a predicted model, not a curated record